Molecule: messenger RNA, 3120 nt
Organism: Lampris incognitus (smalleye Pacific opah)
Lineage: Eukaryota; Metazoa; Chordata; Actinopteri; Lampriformes; Lampridae
Gene: nelfa
Product: negative elongation factor complex member A
Exons: 11
Coding region: 21-1667 (548 amino acids)
Biological process (GO): negative regulation of transcription elongation by RNA polymerase II
Cellular component (GO): NELF complex
Source: RefSeq, a predicted model, not a curated record
CAAAACACUCUUUUUCCAAGAUGGCGUCGAUGAAGGAUAGCGACACCGGCCUGUGGCUUCACAACAAACUGGGAUCCACGGACGAGCUCUGGGCGCCCUCUAGCAUCGCCUCCCUCCUCACCGUGUCGGUCAUCGACAAUAUUCGCUUGUGUUUUUCCAGCCUGUCGCCCCCCGUGAAGCUGAAACUGCUGCUGGGGAUGUUGCACCUUCCCAGGCGCACCGUCGACGAGAUGAAGGAGGCCCUGUCAGAAAUUAUCCAGCUGGCUACCGUGGAUUCUGAACCCUGGGUGCUGAUGGUAGCCGACAUCCUCAAGUCCUUCCCAGAGACGGGCUCCCUCAAUCUGGACCUGGAGGAGCAGAACCCUAAUGUGCAGGAUAUCUUGGGGGAGCUCCGGGAGAAGGUGAGCGAGUGUGAGGCGUCUGCCAUGCUUCCCCUGGAGUGUCAAUACCUGAACAAGAACGCCCUGACCACCCUGGUGGGACCCCUCACGCCCCCUGUCAAACAUUUCCAACUCAAGAGGAAGCCGAAGAGCGCCACCCUCAGAGCAGAGCUGCUACAGAAAUCCACAGAGACUGCACAACAGCUGAAAAAGACGGCAGGAGUGCCAUUUCACGCUAAAGGAAGAGGCUUGGUCAAAAAGAUGGACACGACGACUCCUCUUAAGGGGAUCCCCAAGGCCCCGUUCCGCAGCCCCACCACGCCAAGCAUCUUCAGCCCCCCCAGCAACCGCACACCCAUCGCUCCUGCACGCACACCCCUGCGCAAGGAGAGAGGAGUCAAGUUGUUGGACAUCUCAGAGCUGGACAUGGUUGGAGCUGGCAGAGAGGCUAAGAGGAGAAGAAAGACAUUAGAAACAGAGACUGGGGAGAAGGCUGCCAAAGAAGAAGCUGUGGUGGAAAACGCCACGCCAGACUAUGCUGCCGGCCUCGUCUCUGCACAGAAACUGGGGGCGCUGAACAACGAGAGCGCCCUCCCAUCAACCAGCUACCUACCGGCCACGCCCAGCUUGGUGCCCUCUUCCUCCUACAUUCCCAGCUCAGAAGCUCAGCCAGCAAACGCCGGCGGUUCAGGUCGGGAUCCCCUGCAGUCAUCCCGUCAGCCUGACGAGUCUGCCACGGCGGGCGGCGGCGGCACUGCUACCUUACCAGGCCAGUACAAACAGAGGACGCCCAUGUACAACGCCAGCACCACUGCCAGUCCAGCUACCCCCACCUCCCCCAGCACACCGGCCUCCACCCCCGCCAGCAACGGACCCCCAGCCGCCGCUACCGCCAGCCAGCCAGACACCCCCACCCAGCCCCCCAGCACACCUCAGACACCGACCCCAACGCCAGCCCCUACGCCCCCGCAGCCCCAGCCCAAAAAGAACCUCUCACUCACGAGGGACCAAAUGUAUGCUGCCCAGGAGAUGUUCAAGACGGCCAACAAGGUCACCAGGCCAGAGAAGGCCCUCAUACUGGGCUUCAUGGCAGGAUCCAGAGAGAACCCAUGCCCGGAGCAGGGGGACAUCAUCCAGAUCAAGCUGAGCGAACACACGGAGGUCUUGCCCAAGGCGGACGGCACCGGCAGCACCACUAUGCUGGUGGACACAGUCUUCGAAAUGAACUACUCCACGGGCCAGUGGACCCGGCUCAAGAAAUACAAACCCAUCACCAACACCUCCUGAGACGCUCGCCGGGGGGCUGAGGACACUUCACUCAUUCACUCUCUCAUACACACACACACUCUUCCACAUCUAUACACACACACACACAUACGUGUUUACAUGCACGCAGGCAUUUGCAUACAUACUUGGGCCAAAUCAAGCGGUUGAGAGAUAUGAGGGGCGUGGGGGUAAUAUAGCAGGAGGUUUAAGAGGAGGUCACAGCCGGAGAUCCUCUCUUUAAAAAAAAAAGAAAAGAAAAAAAAAAGGUUCCUACAAAACACCGGACUCGAGACUCACUUUUGUUUUGUUGUCUGUAUAUUAUCCCUCCCUUUUUAUCAUUGUUUGUUUUGUUUUUUUAAUUCACCUCGGAUUCCUGAAUGUUAUGGCGGUCAGGAAGGUGCACGAGAGUCGGGAAGAACCUGAGCGGAGGUCAUUCUUACGGCAGGGCGCCUUUCAAGACUGGUUGUACCAUGAGGUGCACACAUGGUCACGCAGCUGUUGAGAAAGACACACGGUUCCUGUGUACGAAUGUGGCUUUUGCGGUUUGUUCUUCCUACCUUUCAGAAAAGAACAAGGAUGGUGUCGUGGCAAGAAAAAUAAGGAAUCGACGUACGCAGUCGUGCGACAGGAAGACGACCGAUUCGUAAUUGCCGAUGCUGUUUCUAAACCUCUGGAAGAUUUUAGUUGUUUUUCAUCCUUUUUCAAAAGAAGGGAAGAAAAUAAAGCAGUGGUUAUCCAGGACACCAUUUUCUGACUUCUAAUAGUUUAUUUAAAUGCUGUGAUCAAAACUGUUUCCCCGUCUCAGACACCCCGGGCAGUCUCCUGUUCUUUCCUCCAGUUUCUAGUCUCGUUUUGAUCCCCUCUUCCUAGACGUGGGGCAUGCUGAGGGCACUGGAAAUGAGUGCUGCUUUUCUGUCAUGAGUGUUUUCCUCUGUUGCUGUUGGUAUUUACAGGACGGUUUUCCGAAGGACUUGUUCGUGCCUGUACAUCCCGGGGCCAGCGUUGGCUCACAGUGCAUCAAACGAGACUGAAAUUCACAUGUUUAUUUUACAGUUUACAUUCGCAGUGAUUGACACUGCACAAGCAUGCAGUAAUACGGUGACCUUGAGUCGUGUGUAACUGGCGUCACGCGAGUUCACCAGCCGAGCUUCCUGGCAGCCUCCUGAACCAGUCUGCUGAAAAAGUCGGCAAAUUCUGUUCCAAGCUCCAAAUUACUGACGGUGGUUUCUAGACAAAUAAUUUAUUAACUGAUCCAAAGUCGAUGUUUAAAGCUUGUGCACAUACAACAGGUUCCUGUUAAAGAACAGUAAAUUAUAAAAUGAUUGGUAUCCAUUCAAACAAUCAAUUUGUCAUUGUGCCAAAACAAAAAAACUUACACAUUCAAAGUGCUGAUUGCAAAUUUUAGUGCAUCUUCACUACCGUAAAGCAGAUAAGCCACAAUCUGGAAUCAAACCGACUCGUGUGUGUGUGUGUG